AUGGCAACACUCGAAGGCAAUAAAGCCAAAUUCGCGGAGGCCGAUGCAGCUUUGGAUGUCCUGGAAGGAAUGACAGGACAGAUGCUUACAAACGCUAAUGAUAUUAACAAAGAAUUAAAAGAACAAAAUGAAAUGAUCGACAAAACAAACGAUAAAAUGGAUGUAGCCGAUGCAGGCAUCGUCGAUGCUACUAAGAAAGUCGAAAAAAUCGAGGCAGGAAGUAUUAGCUGGAUUCCAAUCAUUAUCUUAGUCGUAGAAAUCAUUUUGAUCAUUGCAAUUUUCGUUAUUCCUGCUAAGGAGAAAAAGUAA
This is a messenger RNA of Trichomonas vaginalis G3, 309 nucleotides long. Its product is annotated as SNARE fusion complex family. The record is from RefSeq and is a predicted model, not a curated record. Bases 1 to 309 code for a protein of 102 amino acids. The transcript has a single exon. NCBI's taxonomy places the organism in Eukaryota, Parabasalia, Trichomonadida, Trichomonadidae.